GAUGGUUUAAUAUGUAAUAACAUCAGAAGACAUUCACAAAAGGAAAGAUAAUGAUGCAUAUUUUAGACUCAAUUACCUUUAUUAAGCUUCACUUUUGUUUUAGUAAUCAAAUAUUGAGUAUGCUUAAUUCAUGAAGGAACAAAUGUAGAAGGUAGCAGAGAAGGUACCAAUUAGAAUGACUCCAUAAAUUAAACAUACUCAUUGUAAAAAAUGUUUAUGUCCAAUUGUUUUUGGAGAAGUGAAAUUUAAAAAAAUUUGCAAAAAAUUAUUUAUUGUUAAGACUUGUCUAAAAUGUAAGUUUUAGAGAAAAAUAUUUGUCAAGAAGUUGAAGGAUUUUGAAUUACUCUAGAAAUAGAUUUGAU
Molecule: messenger RNA, 362 nt
Organism: Paramecium pentaurelia
Lineage: Eukaryota; Ciliophora; Oligohymenophorea; Peniculida; Parameciidae
Source: the annotation of a GenBank genome assembly